AUGGUGCGCUCGACGCAGAUCGUGCGCGUGUUUGACGCGCUUCCUCUUGCGCAGAGCGUCGACGAUGACCAGGGUGGCGUCGACUUGACGCAGUACAAGCAGCAGGCCAAGACCAUUUUCCGGAAACUCACGCCGCAGUCGGAAACGCGCUGCACGAUCGAGAGCGGCCCGAUGGCCCUGCACUAUCUCGUGCAGCCCCCACCUGGAGACCCUCGCUCGGUGGUGUACCUUACGAUUACCGACCGCUCGUACCCCCGCAAGCUUGCGUUUAGCUACUUGGACGAGCUUGCGAAAGAGUUCGACACGAGCUACGGCUCGCAGGUCCAGCAGCGCAACCUGCGUCCGUAUGCAUUUGUGGGAUUUGACACCUUUAUGCAGCGCACCAAACGCCUCUACGCCGAUACCCGGACUGCCGAGACCGCGACGGGGUCCAAUCUCGAUCGCCUGAACGAGGACCUGCACGACGUGCAAAAAAUCAUGACCAAGAACAUGGAGGAUCUACUUUGGCGUGGCGAUAGCCUGGACCAAAUGUCGUCGAUGUCGUCGUCGCUGCGUGACGAAUCGCUCAAGUACCGCCGUGCUGCACGCAAGAUUAAUGUGGAUGCUAUGGUCCGCAAGUACGCGCCCAUCGGCGCUAUCGCGGUCCUCUUCCUGUUCAUCGUGUACAUUCGGUUUUGGUAG
Malassezia japonica is the source of this 681-nucleotide messenger RNA. It is a transcript of the gene SEC22, whose product is annotated as SNAP receptor. The transcript is spliced from 5 exons. Gene Ontology annotation, cellular component: Golgi membrane; ER to Golgi transport vesicle membrane; endoplasmic reticulum-Golgi intermediate compartment. The coding region runs from base 1 to 681 and encodes 226 amino acids. Gene Ontology annotation, biological process: retrograde vesicle-mediated transport, Golgi to endoplasmic reticulum; vesicle fusion with Golgi apparatus; endoplasmic reticulum to Golgi vesicle-mediated transport. The record is from RefSeq and is a predicted model, not a curated record. Gene Ontology annotation, molecular function: SNAP receptor activity. Lineage: Eukaryota; Fungi; Basidiomycota; Malasseziomycetes; Malasseziales; Malasseziaceae.